CGGGCGGGCCAGACUGCACUGGGCAGAGAACGCGAACCAUGGAGAGAGCGCGGGACUACGCGGGAGCCUUGCUCAGGCGAGUGCCACCCGCCGCGGGGCUUGGGUCCACGGAGCGCUUAACGGUGGCGGGUGCGCAGGGCGAGGCGGACUAGCGUCCAGGCGACGCCCCUGGUGUGCGGGUUAUGGGACAGAGCCAGCAGGGGUCCCGCUCUAGCCAGGCAUCUGCUAGCCCGACACCGCGCGGAGGCCUCAGCACGCGGGUUCCCGAGCUCAGACCGGAUUGGAAAGGGGCUGUGUAGACGCCUGGGUCCGACCCCCAACGGCCAGAAAGGUGGCCCUCGCCCGGUCCUUACACGCGCAUGGACACACGCGCACACACGCACUUGCAUCACAGUCCUGGCAGUGGGAAAGGCGACAGAGACGUCACAGCAGGGACUCCAGAUGUCUACACAGAAAUGGAGCCAAGGGUCACCUCUGGUGCAAGGCGCAGCUGGCCUCUCACCAGAUUUCUUCAUUCCACCUGUGACCAGGCCGCCGCUUUCAGCCGAGCAUCCUCUGCUCCUGCUGCUGCUUCUGCAGCUCUCCCAAACUCUUAGCCUGGCGCCCCGGGCCAAUUCUAGGCUCUCUGGACUUUUCUUCCUCUCUCCCAGCGCUGCCCACCCCAGCCCCACCAUCUGAAGCUGUCUCACUGGCCACACCCACUCCCCUUCUCCAGGCCUCCACGAGGUCCAGGUCCGAGGAGAAGGUGGGCUGUACUCCCCAGCAGGAGACCUCAGGCCAGCUCUGGCUCCUUCAGAACCCGGCCCUGCCUGGCUGUUACCCCAGUCCACUCAAGCCAGUGUGCUGGGCACAUCUCUAGGUCAAGUGUGACCUCGGAGUGCCGGCUGAGGAACCGCUGGCGAAUCACAGCACAGGCGAAAGCUCUCCUGAGACACAGUUCCGGCCUGGCCCAGAAGUCACCUCUGUUGGGAUGGCUGUGGCCACAGAUCUUGGAGGAUCUGCCUGCUUCUGGCUGAGCUGCUGCAGUUCUUAGGACUCUACCAGGAAGAAAACAGCCUGGCACAGUGAAGAGGAAGGCCUCACCCUCUUCCUCACCCGCUAAACCCUGUCCCAGCUGGAGAGCUGCAGGUCAGGCACUGCUGUCUGCUAAUGACAGUCUGGCCAAACUCCUGCCUCCCGGGUGUGCUUACUUUAAACCGCCUGGUGUGGCAUGCUACAGCUGCCGUUUGCUGGCCCCUGACCUUCGUGGGCUCCCAGACCAGGAAGGUCCUUCUCACGCCCCUCAUGCAGCCCCCGCGCCCCUUCCGAGUCUCCAACUCCGACCGCAGCAGCCGCCGCGGGGUGAUGGCCAGCAGCCUGCAGGAGCUGCUCACCAAGGCCCUGGACGCACUGGUCAUCACAGCGGGGCUGGUCACACUGGUGCUGGAGGAGGAUGGCACCGUGGUGGACACGGAAGAAUUCUUCCAGACCCUGGGUGACAACACACACUUCAUGCUCCUGGAGGAUGGGCAGAAAUGGACACCGGCCAGCAGGUACACGCCGGCCCGGCAACCACAGCGGUCGGGCAUCGCCAGAGUCACCCUGGACCUAUACCGGCUGCACCCCAAGGAUUUCCUGGGCUGCCUCAACGUCAAGGCCACGCUGUACGAGAUGUACUCCGUGUCCUACGACAUCCGCUGCACCGGGUUCAAGGCUGUGCUGAGGAGCUUGCUGCGCCUGCUGUCCUAUGCCGCCCAGGUGACCGGCCAGCUCCUCCUCUACUCCGGGGCCUAUGUGCUGCGUGUGCUGGAUGACUCAGAGAAGCCGCCAUCCCUCAAGGCGCGGCCGUGGAGCUGGUUCCGAUCCACGCAUGGAUAGGAGCACAGCCCAGACGCCCCCUGCUACGGCUGCCAUGGCUGCCACGGCUCUGCGGGGAACAGGCAGGUUGGGGUGAGGCUGUACCACCCGUCCUGCGCUCAGUAAUAAAGCGCCUGUGAACCCUC
Messenger RNA from Cavia porcellus (domestic guinea pig), 1982 nucleotides. It is a transcript of the gene Cidea, whose product is annotated as cell death inducing DFFA like effector a. Gene Ontology annotation, biological process: apoptotic process; lipid storage; regulation of apoptotic process. The coding region runs from base 1150 to 1857 and encodes 235 amino acids. Gene Ontology annotation, cellular component: lipid droplet. The transcript is spliced from 6 exons. Lineage: Eukaryota; Metazoa; Chordata; Mammalia; Rodentia; Caviidae. The record is from RefSeq and is a predicted model, not a curated record.